Equus caballus (horse) is the source of this 1048-nucleotide messenger RNA. NCBI's taxonomy places the organism in Eukaryota, Metazoa, Chordata, Mammalia, Perissodactyla, Equidae. The record is from RefSeq and is a predicted model, not a curated record.
UUGUUCUGCACAGUGGGGGCCUUGGAUGGUGGGCUGCAGGGCCCGGUCAGCUGGCACAGUGGGCGAGUCCUGUGUGGGGACUUCCUGGCCACCAGCUGGGUGCUGUGGCAGGUGACAUGAGCGCCCUGCCCACAGCCUUUGGGAAGAAGUAUGGACACGCUUCAGUGUGGGUAAACCUGGGACACACGAUGCUCAGAGAAAGAAGCCAGACCCAGAAGGCCAUGCAUGGUAUGAUUCUGUUCACAGGAAACGUCCAGAAAAGAACUUCUUGGAACAGCAGCCACAGCAGCGAUGGUCCUGCCCUGGGUGCCCGCUGUGGCCUUCACGCUGGCGCCCAGCCUGGGGGGCUUCCUGAGCUCCCGCUAUGCCCUAGGAGAGGGCCUCCGCUGGUAUGCCAGCCUGCAGAAGCCCUGGUGGCACCCGCCCCACUGGACGCUGGGCCCCAUCUGGGGCACGCUGUACUCGGCCAUGGGGUACGGCUCCUACAUGAUCUGGAAAGAGCUGGGGGGCUUCUCAGAGGAGGCCCUGGUUCCCCUGGGCCUCUACAUUGGGCAGCUGGCUCUGAACUGGGCAUGGCCGCCUAUCUUCUUUGGCGCCCGACAAAUGGGUUGGGCCCUGGUGGACCUCCUGCUGACGGGGGGCAUGGCAGCAGCCACGGCCGUGGCCUGGCAGGACGUGAGCCCGCCGGCUGCCCGCCUGCUCUACCCCUACCUGGUCUGGCUGGCUUUUGCGGCCACGCUCAACUACCGCGUGUGGCGGGACAACCAGGGCCAGCGCAGUAGCCGACGGCUCGCGGAAUGAAGGUGUCCUGCCCUCUGAGGACUGCGGCCACCGCCAGUCAGGCAUUGUCAGUGGUGGUGGCCCUCAUGCUUUCAUGGCCACCAGGUCGGCUGGUCUGUCUGGGUCUCAGCCCAGGGGAACACCUGUGGCUGCAGCAGGGGUCCAGGCUGAGCCCAGCCGGGGAACGGCGUCCUCUGCUUUCUGCACUGCUCCGAGCUCACUCUCGAACCUGGGAUCUUAUAAGCCAAAUAAAGUUUCUCACCUCUUG